Mercenaria mercenaria is the source of this 2782-nucleotide messenger RNA. Its product is annotated as WSCD family member CG9164-like. The transcript has 3 exons. Lineage: Eukaryota; Metazoa; Mollusca; Bivalvia; Venerida; Veneridae. Gene Ontology annotation, molecular function: sulfotransferase activity. The record is from RefSeq and is a predicted model, not a curated record. Bases 706 to 1809 code for a protein of 367 amino acids.
CGGUAACGACAAUAAAUUGCAGUAAAAAGACUCGAAUAUGUGAUUGUAUAUACCCCGGAGUAAGAACAUUUGUUUAUAGUCAUAAAACUAUUAAAUGAAGAGGCUAUCUUAAAUUAAUAAAAUAGCGAGGAACACGUAAUGGCGCCAGCUAACAGGUUCACAAACAUAUCAAACUUAACAUUACAGAGCAGUAAGACAUAAAAUAAUUCUAAUGCCAUCAAUGCAUGAAAAUUGAAUUUACUUCUAAACUAAAUUUUCUUACAUUUCAUGUGUAAAAUAUGAUUCCAAUUUACUGCAAGUAAAUUUGAAGUAAACAUGUUCGAAGUAUAUUUCAAAUGCAUGUAUAUCAAUAUCGGUUCACUGAAGGUGUUGCUUUUACAGUUAAACAAAAUAUUAACAGUUUAAAUAUGUAGCUGCAAAGGAGCUUUAAUUCAAGUGCUAUACUAGAUUGUAUUUUAUGUUUAUGUAUCUCCCACGUGGUGGAAACAUUAUUUUUUAAUCAUCUAUAUAAAACUGAUUUUACAUUUAUGACAAGAGAAAUGUGAAACAUUAAAUCCUAUCUCUGAAAAGAAAUAUUUAUAAGUACAAAAUAUGUUCUAUGUAGAAUUGUUUUAUUUUGUGGUGUUUUUUUUUUGGCAGUGAUUACAAUGUGCUCAUAAUACAAAAAUAUUCGUUAGUAAAUUAAAAACAGUAUUGCUAAAAUAAAUGUUUCCUUUUAAGAUCAAUUCGUUCCUACGAAUGAGGUUAUGCCUAUUUAUUUACAUGCUAUUGACAAUCAUCUUUAUAGCUUGUACAAGUGCUUAUUCCUUUGCAAUAUCGCAGCAUGGAUUUUAUAAGCUAUUGAAAAUAACUUCGUUGAUAAUGCCAAAGGACUACAGAGUUUGUGACCAUAAGCUUUCAUUACAUGGCACACCAUGCCAAAAGCUUUUCCUUUCAUAUCUACCUCAAAUACUUAACGACCAGGUUGUGGAUAAAUUGCUGAAAACAUGUUUCCGAAACAGAAGUGAUAAAAAUAACAUUUCCAGGCUCUUAAACAUAAACUAUGUAAGGCGGAACAUUGGAAACGUUAGUUGCCAUUUGCAAAUACCUCGUUUUGAAAAAUCACAACACCCACUUACUGCAUUAGCAAGUUUUCCAGGUUCUGGAAAUUCAUUGACAAGGGAAAUAUUGGAGCAAGUAACAGGGAUUUACACGGGAAGUAUAUAUCCAGAUAAAUUGGCAAAGUUUACUGGAUCACACAGAUGCCCUACGGAUGGAAGUGUUUUUAUUGUAAAAACUCAUAGUAGAAAUGUCACGGCGACACGGCGUGGAUGCAAAAGUAUGACGUACUCCCGAGUCAUUUAUAUUCUUCGGAAUCAGUUUGACUCUGUAAUUGCAGAGUUCAACAGACAACAAUUAGGAAAGACAACUUACGCCAGCAUGAAUGAAUUCAAGUCAACAAAAUGGGAAAGAUUUGUAAAGGCGUAUGCUAUGAGCUGGCAAAUGUCGGUACUUUUCUGGUUAAAAAGAUAUACGGGUUCUUUAUAUGUUCUAGUUUACGAAAAUUUGAUAUCAAACAUUAUGUUUGAAAUUUACGAAUUAUCCAAAUUUAUUAAUAUUCCUAUGAGUUUAAAGUCACUUUACUGCAUUUCAAUUAAUAACUAUGACACGUAUUUCAGAAAAUAUAAGCCAAAAUGGUUAGUUAGAGAAAUAUUGUAUAACAACACUUUGAAGGCUGAUGUAAAUAAAGUAAUAAAGGCAGUUUUACAUGACCUCAAUACAAACAUACACAUAUCGAACAGUCUAAGACUUUACAUUCUUCUUCAAUGACAAUGCCAAUUUCAACGCAAUAAAUAGAGAAUAACAGGUUACUGUCUUUUGAGAAAGGGUUUCUCAGACGAGGCUAGACAUUGUCCUGGAAGGAGCGAGGCUUGCCUAUUUAUCAUGCCAUGAUUUAUUAACAACUUUUAUCCUACCAUUAUGCGAAAUAAAGUGCAAAAAUAGUGGUGGACCAAAUUUUGCUGUUUUGCCGGACUUCAUUUUUUUUCUUCAAAAUGACGCCAUCUUGUUUUUUAGAAUAAUUGCUAAAAGACUUUUACGCCAAUAUUUUUAUAAACGCGCUCUUAAUAGGUACGUGAGACCAUGUCACAAAUGUAUAGCGUAUGCCUACCAUAUUUGCAAUUACCACAAAAAUGUUUUUAUAACGGAAGCGCUCGUAGAAAACGGAAAAUGACUCAUGCAAAGCGUUUACUCAGGAUUUUAGCUCUAUACACUUACAUCAUGGAAUAUUGCAUCUGGAAUGGACUAUCAUGGAAUAAAAUCAACGAUAGAUGAAACGGUACUGCCUAUUUUUUUCUGCCAAGCGGCGUUAUGGCGUGUGUAUUUAAUUCACUUCAAACGUUUGCUUGGUGAGAAUCGGUAUCCGUCUAGUAACUGAAUUAAGGAUAAAAUUUCACUUGGGAACAAAUUGAAAUUAUUCUUUUGUGUUUAGCAAAACAGAGAUGUGGUCAAAAAACACAAGGUUAGCAUUUGUUGUUUUUUCCCGCUUUUUUAAAUUUUGGGAUUUUAAAGACCUACAUCAGUGUCGUAUGAGGGCGUAAUAAUUUUUAAAUGCAAAAUGGACACAAUCUGAUGUCCUUGGAUUUAAUCACAGGUUUAAACAGUGUAAAGUGUUCUCAAGUCACUGACCUGAAAAAGCCUGCUUUUUCUCAGACAGGCUUUAUCAGGCAGUUGUUAUAGUAAUGACAUGAUAAAUUGUUGUCUUCAGUUAUUACGAACGAUUUUUGUUAAGGAUGGAAGGCUA